This is a messenger RNA of Owenia fusiformis, 1506 nucleotides long. NCBI's taxonomy places the organism in Eukaryota, Metazoa, Annelida, Polychaeta, Sabellida, Oweniidae. The record is from the annotation of a GenBank genome assembly.
CAAGUGAAUUUUGUAACGAUGCCAACGUGAAUAGAAUUGCAUGCGAUAAGGCUAUUGAAUCAAAUAUAAGAGAGGAUAUCCGAAAAAUAUUUGAGGGAACAUGACAUUUUAUUUGAGAGCUGUAAAGUCCAGUUGCUUUUAAAGUUAACAUUUAACUUUACAUAUAGCGUUUACAUAGAAGCCACAUGUUCAACUCCCGGGUUCAGCUCAUGUCAUGAAAUAUACAACAAACAACAUUAUCUAUAACAACUUACAAACCGAGUCGAAGGACAAACUUAUAUACACUUUCGCAAAACACAACGCAAUGCCUCCGUUAGUGAGCCAAGAACAAAGGGAACAUUUUGAUAAGGAUGGAGUCGUAUUUCUUAAAGGUGUUUUUGAUAUUAAAUGGAUGGAUAUUAUUGCACGUGGGAUUGACAAGAACAAGGCUGAUAUGAGUCAGUAUGGGGAGAGUAUACAAGCGCACCCUGGUGACCCAGGUAGAUACUUCAACGAUUAUUUAAAUUGGAAAAGAAUCCCGGAGUAUAAUGAUUAUGUCCUUAACUCUGUCGCAAAGGAUAUCGCGGGCGAACUACUUAACUCGAAUUAUGUAUCCUACUACUAUGAACAUGUACUAACGAAAGAUGCUGGCGCCCAAAAAGUAACACCAUGGCACAUGGAUCAAUCAUAUUUUCCUAUAGAUGGCGAUAAAUGUUGUUCGAUUUGGAUGCCGAUUGAUCCCGUUCCUGAGGCGACAACGCUUCGGUUUGUUAAGGGUUCACACAAGUUCGGAAAAUGGUUCAAUCCGAGGAAAUUCGAAACUGCUGAAAACUAUGUACGCGUGAAAGAUGACGAAAAGGAAUGGGAAGAUUUACCAGAUAUUGAUGCCAAUCUGGAUGGAUAUGAGGUCCUAAAAUGGGCGUGUGAACCGGGCGAUUGUAUCGUGUUCCAUUUUAAGGCGCUCCAUGGUGCCCCUGGCAACACAUUAGCAACGCCCAGACGUGUCAUUAGCACAAGAUGGUGCGGAGACGAUUGUUAUAUAGCAGACCGGCCCUGGGUGCCAUCCCCGCCUGAAACUUUUGGAUUAAAAAAUGGAGAUCCUCUAACCAAAAAUGAAGAGUGGUUUCCCACUCUCUGGAGAAAAUAGUUAGUAACAUGUACCGCACAAUGUGGUGUCCAUGGAUUAUAUCAUUGCCAUGGAGACACAAUUAGACAACACUUAACUAAUUGUCUAAAGCAUAUGCCUAGUAUUAUUAUAAAUGUACACUCCCCUAAUAAGUUUGGCAACCAAAAUAUUUAAGUGGAUGGUAUAACAAAACCUAUCAAUGUUUGAAUCUUUAUUUUUCCUUAAUUACAAUAUUUCGUGAAUUGACAAAAUUGACGAUUUUUUAAAUCGUCAAACUCAUAUAGCGGUCAAGACAAGUAACUUAGUCAACAUUCGAUAUUCGUAUGUUCAUCAAUAUUUACUAAGAAUGGUGCCACAAUUGAAGUAAACCUCUGGUUAAUUAUUUUCAAUAAACCUAUCAG